GCUGAGGAUUUAUUACCCUGUUUUGCUGAUGUAUUUAUUUCCAAACUUGUCUAGUUUCAGCUGGGCUCGCUGACUCUUGACAGCACAGUGUAAAGUUACUCUCAGACAAUGGGGUUGAUGCACCUGCCAGUGAUGUUUUCGGCAAGUUGCCUUGGAUGUUGUUGAAAUCCUCGCUUUGAUCCUUCGAUUGGAGUGAUCCGGAACAGCCUCGCGGGCCAAAUGUCUUUCUUUAGUUUCAUGAAACGUUUUAAGUUGGGUCCGGAAAGGAAGAAGGCGAGACAGUAUGAGCACGUGAAGAGAGACGUGGACCCCGAGGAUGUGUGGAAGAUCAUCGGGGAGCUGGGUGAUGGAGCCUUUGGCAAAGUGUUCAAGGCACUGAACAAGGAGACUGGGGCAAUUGCAGCUGCCAAGGUGAUAAGCUCACUGAAUGAAGAGGAGUUGGAAGAUUACAUGGUGGAAAUUAACAUACUGGGUUCCUGUGAUCACCCCAACAUUGUAAAGCUACUUGACGCUUUCUACUAUGACAACAACCUUUGGAUUCUAACUGAGUUUUGUGCUGGUGGUGCUGUAGAUGCGAUAAUGUUGGAGUUGGAGAGAGGACUGACAGAGCCACAGAUUCGUGUUAUUUGCAGACAGAUGCUUGAAGCACUCAACUAUCUCCAUGACAACAAGAUCAUACACCGGGACCUGAAAGCUGGGAAUGUCCUUCUGACUCUGGAGGGAGACAUUAAACUAGCUGAUUUUGGAGUGUCUGCGAAGAAUACCCACACCAUCCAACGGAGAACAUCAUUUAUUGGGACACCUUAUUGGAUGGCCCCUGAGGUUGUCCAGUGUGAAACUAUGAAAGAUACACCCUACGAUCACAAGGCUGACAUCUGGUCUCUAGGAAUCACACUGAUAGAGUUGGCUGAGAUGGAACCUCCUCACCAUGAACUCAACCCAAUGAGGGUCCUCCUGAAGAUCACAAAGGCUCCACCUCCAACUUUGGCACUCCCCUCCCAAUGGUCAUUAAAUUUUAAAGACUUCUUAAGAAAGGCUUUGGAAAAAAAUGCAGAUGUCCGAUGGUGCGUAAAGCAGCUUCUGCAGCAUCCAUUUGUGGCUUCUGUUUCAAGCAACAAGCCAAUCCGAGAACUGAUUGCUGAAGCCAAGGCAGAAGUGAUGGAAGAGAUAGAAGAAGGGAAGGAAGAAGAACAGGAGGUCUCUACAAAUCGUCAGUAUUCCAUUAAUCUGCACAAUGAGGAGGAGGAACAGUCAAUCAAGUUCACCAAGGUUUUAUUGGAGGAAGAGCCAAAGUGCAUUGGGUCUGUUGACAACAGGCAAGAUGCCCCUGCAGCCUUGAACAAUACAGAAGAAGAUAAAGCCAAUGCUACUGAAUCAAUAGAGUAUUUGGAUGAUAGCAAGGUGAAAGUAGAUGUGGAUUCGUAUGAUUGCAAAGCAUCUGAACAUCAGCAACUGACAGUGGUAGACGAGGAGAUUAAUUUAGAAACACCGCCUGCUAGAUCUAACCUCGUAGUCAGUGUAAAUCAAGGUGAAGAAAUGACAAUGACAACAGAAAUACAACCAAAGGAAAAUAAUAUCAACAUAAGUGAAAUGGAACAAAAUAAUGAUAAACCAAAAACUACCACUGAUGAAUCUGAACCUGUGGAGAACAAAGACCUGGAGACUGAUCUCAAGGAGCUAGUAUAUUCCACGUGCGAAGACUGUAGCCAUGUAGUGCCCAGUAUGCCACCAAAAGAUGAGGAGAUUAGGAUAAGCAAUGAGAAGUUAGGGACAGAAUCCACUGAUGCAUCACCAUUGCGAGAAGAGGAUCCAACAGAAACUGAAGUUGUGCCAUUAUUUGAAAAGGCAGGGAUUGAUGUGUUAAGGACACUGGCAGACCCAUUAACUGAAAGCACAGAAUCAACUGCAACGCCUGUAGAAAUGGAAAAUUCUAUGAUAACGGAAAAAAAUACUGUGCUUCCAAAGGAGGGCCCAGCAGAAACAGAAACAGCUCUAACAUUUGAAGAAAGCAGCAUUGAGUCAACAGAGCAACAAACUGCUGUUCACCCCCUGGGACCUGGAGAACCUGGUGCAACUGCAGUGAAGGAUCAGAACACUUGCGAUGUGAAUUGUGAAACUUUUUCUGAUGUGGACGUAAUGGACACUACCACACUGUGCAAAGAAAAUGAGCAGGAUCUUAAGGAAAAUAAGGCAAUUUCUCAAUCUCAUUCAACUGUUGAUUGUCCUCUUAAAAAUAAUGCCUCACAGCAAUCUGAAAAUAUAAUAAAGGGAGAUGAAGACUUUGGAUUAUCACUACCUCUGUGCGUGGAGCCUGAGAUUAGUAAAGUAGAUGAGUCAAAGGAAAUAGCACACAACUUUGUGACUGUAAAUGACAAAUUAACAAAUUUCGUAGACAAUCAGUCAGAAAAGCUGAAUGGAGAGGCUGCUUCUGAGAUGCCAGACACAGGACGAGGAGAUGAAAAUUCUGACAAAUCCAUGCAGUGCGAAGAGACUGAGAACCACAAGAUAAAGUUUCCUGAAGUGAAUAAAACAAGGUCUUCAACAGAGAGGUCAGAAGUUCUACACACAAAUAAAGAAAACAACAAGACUAAAGAUCAUCAGCAACUCGAAUGUGAAGAAUGUGUGUUACCACAAACUGCUGGAAAUACAGCAAACACUACUCAAACAGUCAACAAGGACAAUGCACUGCAGACAGUUACCCAUCUAGAUGAAGAAAAGGAAAAUAUGCCAGACGAAAGUGACGCUUUUGCCAUAGCAACAUGUCUUGUAAAUGAACUGAUAGACCUGAUAGUAGCAGAUGAAAGGGCUUGCGAGGUCAGUAACUCUAAAGAACAUGAGCUGGAAAUCACUUUAUCCCUGCCGAAAGUAGAAGGUUCUUUCACCAGAGAGAGUUCAGUUCAUGUUGCUGAAGAAAGUGACACCUCUAAAGGGCUGAAACCUCCAGAUGAAGCUUUAGAGAAAGGAUCUGCAAGGUGUGAUGUGGGGAUGGAGAAGGAAGAGCCAUGUGAUAACCAGAGAGGACAGGAGGAGUAUGGCCAGGGAGAAAAGAUUGAGAGCAAUAAUGUAUCAAGACCAUCUGUCGAAGAUGCUGCUUGUGACGAGGAUAAUGAAACAUCCACAGGACCUCAAAAUAAGGUUACAGAGCCAAACAUCUGCACAAAAGCCAUAAAGCUGCAAGAAGUGGAGAGAACAAUAUGUCAUGCUUCUGAGGUCAGUCCGCCGUUGGUUAAACAAUCACCACAGGGCAAGAUUGAAGAAAGGAGAGUUACCGACCAAUAUGCCAUUGAAGAUCUUGAAUCAGAUAGGUUGCACCCUUGCAGUGGAGGUGAAUUUCAUAAACAGAGGCAGUUUGAAGAGUUUGAACAAGGAGUUCGACCAGCACAAAGAAUGACAUUAAAGAAGACCCGAAAGUUUGUGGUGGAUGGAGUGGAAGUCAGUGUCACAACAUCAAAGGUUGUCAGCAAGGAUGACAAGAAGGACCAAGAUAUGCGGUCAGCCAGGCGCCAGGAGCUCCGGGAACUUCGACUGCUACAGAAGGAGGAACAGCGAGCACAAACUCAGCUCGACCUGAAACUGCAGCAACAGCGAGAACAAAUGUUCCGGCAAAUUGAACUGGAAAUGAUGAACAAGAAGCAUUACUAUGACCAGGAGAUUGAGAACCUGGAGAGAAACUGCAGACAGGCCAUUGAUCGACUAGAAAUGGAAUACACCAUCCGAUUGCAAGACGAGGCAAAACGGCUGAAAGCAGAACAAGCAAAAGAGUUAGCAAAGCAGCACCAGACACUGAAGGAUAAGAAGCAAGAACAAGAAUUCAUACAGAAACAACAGCAGAAACUCAAUGAAGCCUUGCAAAAGAUUGUUCAGCAGCGGAAGUCAAAAAUAGCUUCCACUGAUUUUGAGCGGCUGAUGAAAGUGCAACAACUUAAGAGAGACCGUGAGGCAGUGGUCUGGGAUGUUGAGCAGCGACAUCUACAUGAGAAGUAUCACCUGUUUAAGCAGCAGGUGAAGGAACAGUUCUCACUACAGAGACUACAGCUGAUGAAGAGACACGAGAAGGAGAAGGAGAGGAUGUCCCACGAUCACAACUGCCUCAUAGAAGACCUGAAGAGCCAGCAAGCACAGGAGCGGGCUCGACUGCCAAAAACACAACGCAAUGAAGCCAAGGCCAGACUGAAUAUCUUCAAACAGAGCCUGAAGAGCCAGGCAGUUGGCUCACUGGAGCAAAGGGAGCUCAUCAAACAGUUCAUGGUCCAGGAAGAAGCUCAACAGAAAACAGAGAAGCAACACCAGCAGCAAAAACAUGAAGCUCACUUCAAGGAUCUGCUGAAGCAAUGCGAGAACAACUGUGUGGAACUACAGCAGCUCCAGAAUGAGAAGUUGCAUCUUCUGGUAGAGCGGGAGAAACAGAAACUGAAAACACUCGAUGAGGAACACACAAUGGAGAUGAAGGAAUGGAAGGACCGUCUUACGUCUCGCAAAGAGAUCCUGGAGGAAGAGCUUGCACGGAAACGGCAGCAGCAGGAUGUCCCUUACAGGCGAAGCAGCGAACCGGAUACCUCCAAAUCCUCGCUGCACAGAAUGUCCAGAUUCCUCCAACUGCACACCUUCCAGUCAUAGGCAAUAUCCCUGUCAGCUCCUGGGCACUGGAGAGCACUUUGCUACUCAAGUGGGUACAUGUCAUUUCCAAGAGAUAGCUCAUCAAUUUCUCUUUCAACAGCAAACAAAGUGCAAAGAAUAUGGACAUUACACAGUGUCACAUGGUGGUGAGAUAUUGCAUUUAGUCUCGAGGUAGCAGCUUGUACUGAUGAGAGAAGCUUCAA
Molecule: messenger RNA, 4820 nt
Organism: Pristis pectinata (smalltooth sawfish)
Lineage: Eukaryota; Metazoa; Chordata; Chondrichthyes; Rhinopristiformes; Pristidae
Product: serine/threonine-protein kinase 10-like
Exons: 20
Coding region: 220-4617 (1465 amino acids)
Biological process (GO): protein phosphorylation
Molecular function (GO): ATP binding; protein serine/threonine kinase activity
Source: RefSeq, a predicted model, not a curated record